CAAUCAUAUUAUGCUAUUACUAACUUGAAACUAAAGUCAACACAACAUUGUUGUUGCCAUCUAGAGCUUCUCAGCUUUAUAUUCACUCAUUAUGGAUGUUAACGAUCAAAACAACAUUGAUGAUGAACAAUCAACACAGCCAAACCUAUCAUCAACAUCCAAUGAUAUUCAAAUCAAUCAAAAACAAUUCACUUCACUUAAUAGUAAACAACAAGCAAUGACCACCAAAAUUAAUGGUGGUGGGGCUACAGAUGACGAUAAUGUUGGUGAUCCAUCCAUCAUCAAUCAGUCGACCAAUGCAAAAAUCGAAUCCAUUCAAUUAAAGCCACCAUCAUGCAAAAUGUCAUCCAAUCUUCCACCACAUCAUCAUAUACGGGGUGAUGAUACGCAUGAAUUGGAAAACACUAGCGGCGCGGAUAACUUUAAAUCGUCUCGGAGAAGUUAUUAUUCCGAUUCCUCUGAUCGAACCAAAUUACCGAUUCAUCAACGUAUUGUGGCCUAUCUGCGUGUCAAAUCUCGUCUAUUAUCGUGCAGUCUAUAUUUUCUUGUUAUAUUUUUAUCGUUAGCCGUAUUGUUUUCCAUUGCAAUUGUCAUCUACCAUUUAUUGACCAUUUAUUACCAUAGACAAACCAUUUCCAUCGACACCGACAGUUGCGUUCCCAUGAAGGUCACGUUGUGCCAAAAGUUUAACGUUCAGUAUGCAUAUACAAAACUUCCAAAUCGCUUUGGUCAAACGGAUCAAUCGAUAAUAAAUGAUAAAUUAACAUCCACUUAUUCGACAAUAUUGGGCACCAAAUGCUAUACAUUAUUGCCUCUAUUCUUAUGCUCACAAUUGGUGCCCAGAUGCAAUAGCAGUGGACAUGCUGUACCAAUGUGCAAACAAGUUUGUAAAGAAUCCAUACACCGAUGUAGCUUUUUCCUCGAUAUAUUCGAUAUUGAAUGGCCCGAUGAAAUGGAUUGUGACAAAUUACCUGAUAGUAAUGAUCCGGAUAUAUGCGUUGGUAAUCGUCGAUCAAUGGAAUUAAAUCAAUUGGCAAAUCGACAUAUUUGCAAGGAAAAUGGUUUCCGUUGUGAUCAUACCAGAUGUAUACCACCGAAUUGGAAAUGCGAUGGUUAUAUGGAUUGUAAUGAUUCGAUGGAUGAAAAACACUGUAAUGAAUGUCGAGAUGAUCAAUUCUAUUGUAGUCAUGGUGUUUGUAUUAAUCGAAGCAACAUUUGUGAUGGCAAACCUGAUUGUCCCGAUGGUCGUGACGAACGACAAUGCUUCCGUCUAAGCGAUUCGAUGGGUUUAAACGGCCAGGGAAAGUUACAGGUUUGGAAUCCCAUUCUUGGUAAAUGGGAUGAAAUGUGUGGUGAAGAUUGGCAAGUUCCUGAACAAAGCGAACAAGUUUGCCGGCUAUUGGGAUAUCAAUCAUCAAAUGAAACUAGAUUACAAGAUGAAACCUCAGAUUUGCCUGGACAACGUCAAUUCCACCAUCAUCAACGAUCACCGAAACCAUUACGUUUUUCUAGUCUAUUGAAUAGACAGGAGGAUAAAUGCAGAGAUUCUGACACAAGUGUGCAUAUUAAGUGUCAUCAUUUCGAAUGUGGACGAUCAUCACAUUUUCAUCAAAGACGACGUCGUAAUACACGUAUUGUUGGUGGGGAAGAAUCUUAUCCGGGUAAAUGGCCAUGGUUAGUUUCAUUUCACGGUGGUCCGGCUGAAGUAUUUUUCUGCGCUGGUGUUUUGAUUUCCGAAUGGUGGGUACUGACGGCUGCUCAUUGUAUUGGAACUAAGAACAAUACUUCCGGAUGGACAAUCAAUCUGGGCGUAACACGGCGAACAUCAUCACCAUUAUUUGUGCGACAACGACAAGUUAGCAAAUUGAUUAAACAUCCCGGCUUUCAAAUGUCAAUCGAUUAUUAUUACUCGGAUGAUAUAGCAUUAGUAUUGCUCAAAGACAAAGUAGAAUUCGAUGAAUUUCUAAGACCUGUUUGUCUUCCGGCUAAUUCCAGCGUUGAAGUUGCAUCAGGUACCAAAUGUAUGGUAAUCGGAUGGGGCAAAAAAAUCCAUGAUGAUUACGCUGAUUAUCAAUCAGCCAUUCAUGAAGUCGAAGUGCCUAUCGUAACCCAUUGGAAAUGCAUCCAAUGGUAUGCCAAACAAUUACCAUAUCAUCCAAUACCGACAACAAUGGUCUGUGCCGGUUAUGAACAAGGUAAAAAAGAUGCUUGCCAAGGUGAUAGUGGUGGACCGUUGUUGUGUAAUAACCAAGAUCAAAGCUGGUUUGUGGCCGGUAUCGUAUCGUGGGGCAUUAAUUGUGCCCAACCACAAUUACCUGGAAUCUAUACCAAUGUACCCAAGUAUCUGAAAUGGAUUCAAACGACAACAUCGAAACAUGGCAAACCCAUUUCAAUGGAUACAUCCUAACAACCAUUCCACAAUUUGCGAAGAGAGAAACCAAUUUGCCUUACAAAUUUCUCCUUCGCUCAACACCGGUUCAUUUAUAAUCUUGGAAUGCAUUGGGCGGUCUAUUGAACGUUAUUUAUGUUUGUUUUUGUUAUUUUAUACAUUUUCUUUAGAUUCUAAACA
Molecule: messenger RNA, 2569 nt
Organism: Dermatophagoides pteronyssinus (European house dust mite)
Lineage: Eukaryota; Metazoa; Arthropoda; Arachnida; Sarcoptiformes; Pyroglyphidae
Gene: Corin
Product: corin serine peptidase
Biological process (GO): proteolysis
Cellular component (GO): membrane
Molecular function (GO): protein binding; serine-type endopeptidase activity
Source: RefSeq, a predicted model, not a curated record